AUGUCGAGUCAACUCCACCGCCAGAUCGCUCCCUUGAAGACUGGACAGGUGAAGAGAUUGAGACCGAGAUCUCGAAGCAUAAUAUCAACAAGCUCGGACGGCGGCGGUGGUAUGGUUUUGAGUUGCGUGGCCUGGGAUUUGUGUCGAAACUGGAUCGUGGCUGCCGCUCUCGCUAUCAUCGCGUUUUUCUGGCUGCGUCCCAAAAUCACCAUCAGCAGCUAUGUCGACGAGCUAGGCAAGGACGCAGUCAUCACAGCCGAUGCAAUGGAAAGUUCCAACGACGCAGCGACUCGCAUGAUCAACGCCAGGUUAUAUGCUUGCAAGAUGAUAGAGGUAGCUGAAGCCUUCACAGCCGGCGAGGUACCGUACAACGCCGUACAUGGCGUACUGAAGUGGAUCAAGGAUCAGACACCCGCAGAUGUGCAGCCGCGCGACGGCGGGCAUAUCGUGUUCAAGUGGACCGACCAGCCCGUGUGGACCAAUCAGGCUUCCACGAGUUGGCUCGGUCAGUUUGCUCAAGGCAUCCAGCUCGAUCUACCAAUUUGGAAGCCGCAGCAGCGGAGUGAGAAUUGUGUUCAGAUGCACAGAAGAGGACGACCCGAGUGA
Molecule: messenger RNA, 606 nt
Organism: Zymoseptoria tritici IPO323
Lineage: Eukaryota; Fungi; Ascomycota; Dothideomycetes; Mycosphaerellales; Mycosphaerellaceae
Exons: 5
Coding region: 1-606 (201 amino acids)
Source: RefSeq, a predicted model, not a curated record